This is a messenger RNA of Trichoderma atroviride IMI 206040, 1133 nucleotides long. NCBI's taxonomy places the organism in Eukaryota, Fungi, Ascomycota, Sordariomycetes, Hypocreales, Hypocreaceae. The record is from RefSeq and is a predicted model, not a curated record.
GGGGACAGAGUGAGUGGGGGAAAAAAAAAGGGGUGUGUGUUUUUGAAGAUGAGAUUUUGUGACAUUUCUCUUUUCUGCUUCUUGUUUUUUUUUUUAAUUGUUACCAGGGUGGCGGCUUUUGAUCUUCUCUUUCUGGGUGUUCUUUUAAUUUUCUAUGAUGAUGGAUGGCCAUGGUAAUGUCGCCUUUUUUAUAAUUUUGCUUCUGAUGUUGUAUUUUUCUUUUUUUUUACACUUUUUUUUCUUGUUCUCUUAUAAAAUUUCUUGUAAUAGACGCAGGACGAUGGAUGGUUGGAUGGAAGGUACGGGAUGGAAUGGGAUGAUGGAUUUCUUGAUUGACUGAAUGGAUGGAUAUACAAGCUGUAUAAAAUACCUAAUCUGACACAAACAGAAAAGAGAAUAACUACAUUUUUUUUUCUGUAAUAAAGAAUGGAAGGGAGGGGGUGAAUGGAAAGGUAGAGAAGGGAAGAGGUUUGGGGGAUUUUGAAAAUGAAUAAAACGUGUUGGGUUUUUUUAUGGGGAGUCUUGGGGAGGUGAUUUCUUGAUAUUCUUCUGUUGUUAUUAACCCUAUGAAAGGGAUUAUAGAAUGGGAUAGCUUCUUCUGCUUGUGGUUUUUGAGUGUGGAUAGGUAGAUGGUAUGGAACAAGUUUGAAUGAAAGAUGUUGUGGAGUAUAAUCAUUAAUUUCUUCCGAGUAUAAUCAUUAAUCGUUUUUGCUCUAUUCCAUCCUUUUCCCUUGGUAUCAUUUUUCAUUGCCCUCUCUAUCCAUUAUUCAUUAUCCAUUACCUUUAUGACUAUCAUCAAGGGAUGCUCCCAGAUGAGGUGCCCGUUACAAUCCCGCCACUACUAAUAUUAGAAUUAUGCACAACUUCCGGCUCCGGCGAGCCCUGUUCGAGCCAGCACUCGAAAAACAGCGGAUCUACCCUCACGGAGCGGACGGGCUUUGUGGCGAUGCCCUUGAGAGAUUCGCCUUGGUGGGGUUUCUGCUUGGUAGGGGGUUGGAGAUUGGGCUCUGAUGGGAUCCAUGGCUGGGGAUGCUAGAGAUGAUUUAUUUGUUAGUUGGGGGAGCCUUUUUUGCUACGGUUUGCCAGGACGAGCAUUGCUGCGUCUUCCUGGUUUUACUUGUACAUGCUUACAC